UCAGUCGCUGGUUCUUGUUUCAGUGCUGGUUGAAGUCCUUGUGAAAAUUGCUCACCUGCAGGAAACAUGAGGUCACGGUACAUCACAGCUCCCACGGUCACUGUCCUUCUGUUCCUGCUGUGGAUCCCACCAUCAACAGGCUGCAACAAGGCUCUCUGUGCCAGCGACGUCAGCAAGUGCCUGAUACAGGAGCUGUGUCAGUGCCGCCCUGGGGAAGGGAACUGUUCCUGCUGUAAGGAGUGUAUGCUCUGCCUGGGCACACUUUGGGAUGAGUGCUGUGACUGUGUUGGUAUGUGCAAUCCUCGCAAUUACAGUGACACACCUCCAACAUCCAAGAGCACUGUCGAGGAGUUGCAUGAACCAAUUCCUUCUCUUUUCCGGGCACUGACAGAAGGGGAUACUCAGCUGAACUGGAAUAUUGUUUCCUUCCCCGUGGCAGAAGAACUGUCACACCAUGAGAACCUUGUCUCCUUUUUAGAAACAGUGAACCAGCCACAGCAUCAGAACAUCUCUGUUCCAAACAACAAUGUCCACACACCUUACUCUAGUGACAAAGAACACAUGUGUACUGUGGUGUAUUUUGAUGACUGCAUGUCAAUACAUCAGUGCAAGAUCUCUUGCGAGUCCAUGGGAGCUUCCAAAUACCGAUGGUUUCACAACGCCUGCUGCGAGUGUAUUGGGCCAGAAUGCAUCGACUACGGCAGUAAAACUGUCAAAUGCAUGAACUGCAUGUUCUGAAGCAGGAAAACUGUAAUACAGCAAUACUGAGGCCAAAGUAAUCUUUCUCGGUUAAAGAGACUGGGAUUGCAAAUACUGCAUUUUGGUGGAGUGCCUGCUGGUUGCAAUUAAAUGUACCUGGUUGAAAAGAGGAUGUAUAAAAUCAGAGAACUUUUUUUCUUUUUUUUCAUUUUUGUUUAAAUUCAUGUAAGCGAGGCUAACUAGUAGAUGUUUAAACACUAUGUUUUAAACUUAUUUUUCUUUAUUUCUGCUCAGAUGGUACAGUCGUGCUCAUUGCUAUUCUGAUUGUUUUCCUUUGAUUGGAAAGUAUUGGCUAUACUGGUUUUCAGAACGUAAUACUCUAUCUUGCAGUUUAGAGUAGGGAAAUUUUUAGAAUAUGUAAUGAGAUUUCCAUUAUCUAAAUUCAACAAAUAAAUAAAUGGCUGCUAGGUUGGAGGGAGGGUGGAUGUUGUUUAGGGGCUGGGUUUUUGGGAUUUGGCUUCUGGUUUUGUUUUUUAACUUUAUUACCUUCCAGGUUUUGAGGUUAGCUUUUUAUUGUGGAAGUGUAUUUGGAGAAAAAUAAAAAUUCAUGCUUUCUCUUUGGGUUCAAACUAUGGGCUGUCAUGGAUGAAAUCCUAACUUCUUAGAAGGGCUGCCCAACAAAACACCAUGAAUGGGACACUUUUCCUCCAAGUUUCAUUUGCCCUGCUCUCUUUUCAUUGGGGCCUAUGAUGUAUAAUUUAUGUGUUACAUAGAAUAAUCUUUUCAGUCUUCUCUUAGAUCCCAGAAUAAAGCUGUUAAGUGCAGUUGCAUUUCCCACCUUUUGCACUGUUCUGUAGGGUUAUUACACCUUGUACAUUUAGUUCAGUAAAGGGAAUAUGAAAGGCUAUGAUGGAUUUAAUGACUAAAGGAAUAAAGAAUUAAAUGACAGGAACAAGCAAGCGGUACAGGUCUGAGCAGCUGGCAGCAAACAUGUUCCCAUUUAGUAAUUUCCUGUGAAUAUUUAUUCCAAAACAUUUUUAUUAUUAUUAAAUUUCUUUUUUUCCCCCUCAUAAAUUUUUAUCAAUGAAGAAGGGAAUAUGUGUCUGCAAAGGCAAAGUUAAAGUGUUUUGAGUUUAGAACAUUGUCCAUUUUUCUAAGUAAGAGUUUUUAUGUGUUGACAGCUACAUAGCAGUUACUAUGACCCAUUUAAGGGCUCCACAGAUAAUGGUACUAAGUACAAGAAUAAAGUGUAUGAGUAGUUAAUGAUCAGCUUUUUGUAUUUAUAAUAAUGUGGGUUUUAACUCCUUGAAACUCCUCAGUCUAGAGGGAUUAAACUGUUUUCUAGUUACACCUGUCUAUCUGUACCAUGUACAAAUGAAAGCAGUCAUAUUACUUUUAUUUUGUUGAAAAAUUUGCCUGAAUGUUUUUAAUUUUUUUUUCUCAUGAUACAGUUCUU
Molecule: messenger RNA, 2155 nt
Organism: Ficedula albicollis (Collared flycatcher)
Lineage: Eukaryota; Metazoa; Chordata; Aves; Passeriformes; Muscicapidae
Gene: TWSG1
Product: twisted gastrulation BMP signaling modulator 1
Exons: 4
Coding region: 67-738 (223 amino acids)
Biological process (GO): regulation of BMP signaling pathway
Source: RefSeq, a predicted model, not a curated record